ACCAACAGGGGGGCAGAAAGUGCAUGCCCGGGUCAGUGUGGCUGAUACGAAGCAUUGAGAAGUGAGAGCGCCAGGCGGGUGUGUACACACGACCAAGUGCACGAGGAGGCCGGGGUCCUGCGCCUGGCAGAUAGCGGGUGCGUUUCGAUUGAAGUCAGUGCUUCUUUUUGAUGGCGUCUUCUGUGCUUGCGUGGCCGCGCCCUUCUACAUGACUCAGGAAAUAUUUCUGAAGUGCACGGCAAGCCCCGGGCUGGAACGGCGUAAAACCUACUGUGUCGACUUGACGUGACUUUAACCUGCGGGUUGCUUCUUAUCCUCGGGGUCUCUGGCAGCAAAACCAGCUUUGAGGAUCCUGCGGGCGUCCUAAACGCACUCCUCCACACAACCUGCGCUAUCAGAAUUGAGUGACGAAGACAGCAGGAGAUGAAUAGAGAGCCUCAUUGGGCAUAGUGUGGCACGGGACAGGACCAGAGCAGGUUUAAGAAGGCUCGCAUCAUGCCAACCGGGCAGCAUUUACAAUUACAUAGAUCUAUGGAAGCUGAAGCAUUAACAAGAACUGCUGGUGUGAGAAUAUUGUGACCACCUCACUGGAUGAGCCACACGGGAGCCGCUUUUCUGGGUUCCCAAAGAAGCAGGCGUUCAUUCACUUUUGCAGAUGCGCUACGCCACGAAUCCUAGUUUGUCCUCGUAGUCUGUAAAAUAAGAACAGUCGUCCAAAGCUUCUGCCGACUGAUGGGUGUGAAUUGCGCGUCUUGCCCUGCACGUGAAGACUGAGGACGCCCGCAGAGGAUCCUGCUCUACGACACAUGUGAUCGGGCGCAAGUUUGUGGGGACGGCCUCCAAGUGGGAAAUGAUUCCUCAUGAAGUCCCUGGAUGGCUUUCUGACCGCCGAUGCGAGUUCCCCUCCACUAGACUGAGGUCUGCGCCAGUCCGACGCUGAAGACAUCGAGCCAACGGCUGGGAGGACCACUUCUGCGGAGGAAGAACCGACGACAAACAAUGAAGUCCAAUCAGGAGCGAAGCAAUGAGUGUCUGCCGCCGAAAAAGCGUGAGAUACCCCCGAGCAACCUGCCAUCAGAUGAGAAGCCGGUGUUGGUGGCCCCCGCUACCGAGAGCCAGCGGGGGGAAAAUCUCGCUUGGCUCGCCAGCGUAGCCAGUGGGCAGGACGGCACGGGCAGUGCAAGGCAAGGCGGGACGGGGAGCUCGGUCGAGGCCGGACUGCCGCAAGAUGCAGACUUGUACAAAGCACCUCCCACCACCGGGGAGUUUUCCUCCUCUUCUUCUUCCUCCUCCUCCUCCUCUGCCAGAGCUUCUAGACCCGGGCCCACCAUCACGACAAUCUCUACCGUGUACCCAUCGGCCUUGUCUCAGUCGGUGCAGUACGCUCAGCUACCACACACCUUCCAGUUCAUCAGCCCACCCAACGCCGGACCCUACGCCAGCUACAUCCCCUCUCAGCUCAUCUCUCCCUCCUCCACGACGGCCGCCACCUCCCCGUCCCAGCGCUCUCAGCUGGAGGCCUACACGGCCGCCGUAAUCUCUCAAGCCCAGGCCUCCAAAGCCGAGCAUCACCUUCAUCACCAAGCGCACCACGUCGUCCGGCCGCCUGGACUGGUUGCAGCUGGGACGCCGCCGCCCCCCCCUAGCCAGUACGUGCAAAUCGCGGGCUCACCUUCGGCGGUCAGCAGGGCCGUCUCGUCCCCUCCAGCUCACAUCCCUUUGCACAUUCACUCUCACUCGGCUGUCAUCCCUCAGGCCCUCGCCCUCGGUGGGCCCUCUCAGGUGGUUGUCCAUUAUAGUGACGGACACGUGGCGACAGCCCCCUCGAAAAAGCACCCGGAGGAAGGGCGGACGCGCGAGGUGCUCAACGGCGAGAUGGAGAAGGGGAGACACUAUGGUCUGUCCCAGGAACUUACUGGCGGCAAGCCCGGAGCGGGAGCCAAAGGCAGCGCCCUCUUACAUCAUCACCAUCAUCAUCAUCACCACCACCACCAGCAGCAGCAGCAGCAGCACCGCCACUUCGAGGCUCGGCACGUGAUGCUCCCAGCGGAAUACAAUGCACAGGAAAACUCAGGCAUUCGGACGUCACUCAUGCUUGUGCCCAACAGCCACUCUUCCAGCAGCACUGACUUGGAGACCACCAGGGAGCAUUCACCCUCUUUGGCUGCCCACGAGAAAGCUGGCUUAGGCCAGGGGAAGCCGAGCUUGAGACCAUCCUACGCCCUCUCGUCCUCCCAACUCAGCUCAGAUGGAUUAAAGGCGACGGUGGCGACGCUUUCUCCGCACACCGUCAUCCAGACCACCCAUAAUGCCACAGAGCAGCUCUCCAUGGGACUACCUGCCACCUCCUUUUACCCUGCCGCCUCCCAACAGCCGAUCAUUGGCUACAUCACGAGCAGCGGCACACAGCCGCCGCAGCAGGCCAUCGGUUUCCACCCACAGCACUUAGUAAUCCCUGGGAACUCUCCGCUGAUCAUCCCAGUCGGUGGUGGCGGUAGUGGGGAGGUAGAAGGUGGGCCAACUAUUGUGACCUCAUCGCAACCAUUUGUACCCGCUGCAAUCACGAAGAGCGAGCCCUUUGCCGUCACCGAGCCCCUGCCUAGUCAACCUUCUGCCUCGUACCACGCUACAGUGAUGCAAGCCCAGAUCCACCUCCCUGUAGUGCAGCCCAUAGCUAACACAAGCCCCGCGGGCACUCUGCCCCCUGCUGUGCCCACGCCCACCCUGCCCCCUUACUUCAUGAAGGGCUCCAUCAUCCAGCUGGCUGACGGCGAACUGAAGAAAGUUGAGGAUCUGAAAACGGAAGACUUCAUUCAGAGCGCCGAGAUCAGCAACGACCUGAAGAUCGACUCCAGCACCGUGGAACGGAUCGAAGGCAGCCAGAACGCCAGCUUCGCCAUCAUCCAGUUUGCCGUCGGAGAGCACAGAGCUCAGGUCAGUGUGGAAGUGUUGGUCGAGUACCCUUUUUUCGUUUUUGGACAAGGUUGGUCAUCUUGCUGCCCGGAGAGAACGACCCAACUCUUUGACCUUCCCUGCACCAAGCUCUCGGUAGGAGACGUCUGUAUUUCCCUCACCCUGAAAAACCUGAAAAACGGCUCUUUAAAAAAGGGCCAGCCUGUGGAUCCCAGCAGCAGCAUCCUGCUGAAAGCCCCAAAGAAUGACAGCCUCUAUGGCAGCAGAGGACGGUACACGGAGCAGGAGAAUGGGAUUGGCCAGCGCGGAGCGGGAGGCGGAGCCGGAGGUGGAGGCGGAGGAAGCGUCCCGGCCAGCGCGAUGGGCACACAGACACGCGCAGAAAACGGUGAACUGAAGUUUCAAGACAAAACACCGCUGCCCGUCACGUGCAAACCACUGGUGACGAAAACAGACGCUGCUGGUGGCAAACCAACAGCCAGGAAACGCAGGUGGUCUGCCCCGGAAAGUCGAAAGGUGGAGAAAUCCGAAGAGGAGCCUCCUUUGACUCUUCCUAAACCCACUUUUAUUCCUCAGGAGGUAAAGCUUUGCAUUGAAGGCCGGUCGAAUCUAGGCAAGUAGAGGUUGAUGGGGACAGGAUGACAAUGACAACAAAAAAAAAAAUUAUCCCUCAUCAUGUUUUUUUUUCUUUUUUUUUUGUUCUAUCCUGAUUACUGUACUGUAGGCUAAAUAAUCCAGUAUUUACAUGUUUAUCAUCUUAUGUUAGGUUUAUGUUAUAACAUUGUAAUAGCUGCAUCUGGUAUUAAGCAAGCAAUUGGUGCAUAAGUUUCAUUCUACAAAUCACGGCAUCGACAGAGUGGGCCGCUAUGAGUUAUCGUCAAUAUAUUAACUGAAAAAAGGAUAAAAAAAGGGACGCUUGGGCACUGCUUGACUCCCCGCAGGGAACGCAUCAGGGCAGGUCACACACACGCAUUGUCAACUGUAGGGUAGGAUGGUCCGAGUCCCUACAUGUGACGCUAAUCAUUGGAGUACAUAUUGAUGUAGCAGGUGUAAUUAUACAUAAGGGAAAUAAAAAAACAAACUAAAUGGCAUUUCUGUGAUAGAAAAAUAAAAAGAAAGUUAGAAACACAAUUCUUUGGCUUUUAAGCCGUCACCAGGCAGGUGUUUGUCCAAAGUAGUUCAGCCUAAGAAGACGUCGUCAGACCCACCUAAUCAAAUGUAGGGGCGUAAUAUGGCGUUUUGUGUGAAUUGGCUUUAUUCUUCAUAAAGAAAGAACGCAGCAGGCAGCUGAAAAGCAGUGCAGGCAACCAUCCAGUAUGUGUAUACAGUAUACAUGGAGGUGGCAUUUCAGGGAUUAUAGACCCUUCUCGUCCACAUGCCAAAUAGAAAAUGGCACAGGGGUGCAACGCCAACUCAUAAGGCUUCACUUCUGCUAUGGACUCAGGAGCCUUAUGUGGCUUUUUGUGCCAAGUCUGCCCCUUUUGGGUGGGUUGCUCCAACGUUCCUUCUGCAGAAGUCAUGCAGCCUUGUGAACUGGUGGGUUGUGUGACUGUGGGGGGAUUUGGGUAAUGGCAGGAGCUGCUGAGGGGGUGUGUGGCUGGAUACAUAGAUUAUGAAUGACACUAUAAAUUAGGGUGAGGGAGAGAAACUACUUAUGUACAU
Molecule: messenger RNA, 4575 nt
Organism: Polypterus senegalus (gray bichir)
Lineage: Eukaryota; Metazoa; Chordata; Cladistia; Polypteriformes; Polypteridae
Gene: atxn1b
Product: ataxin 1b
Exons: 6
Coding region: 1000-3534 (844 amino acids)
Biological process (GO): negative regulation of transcription by RNA polymerase II; nervous system development
Cellular component (GO): nucleus
Molecular function (GO): RNA binding; protein binding
Source: RefSeq, a predicted model, not a curated record